UGCACUCUUAAGUUUGUUUGCCAACCGCCAUUAAACACAAGAAGAAGAAGAAGCAGAAGAAGUAGAAGAAGAUAUCAAAGAAUGUCUGUUAAGCCUUCUAAUCUAAAUCCAGAUAAUCAAUUUAAAUGUUUCUACUCACAAGUAUAGAAAAUGGUAUUAAGAAAGCAAUGGAAAGAUGAGGACAUGGUGCAGGCAAUGGAGGAGGUGGCUGGAGGCAUGCCAGUGCGCCAGGCAUGUAAGGUCUUCAAUGUCCCUCGCAACACCUUGAUGGACCGAGUGAGUGGGCGGGUUACCCAUGGGCGCCGUUCAGGCCCAAGCAACAAACUCUCCGUUGAGGAUGAGCAAGCUUUAGUGGAGUAUUGCCAGUACUGUGCAUACCAUGGGUUCCCACUCACAAAGGCUCGGCUCCAGGCAUAUGCCACCGUGGUGUGGAGGAACAGGACCAAACAGCCAGCAUUGCCGCCAUUAAGUCAUAGGUGGUGGACCUGUUUUAAGAAGAGGCACGCGGCUGUAUUAAGUUUGGCUUUAGAGAACAUUGGCCAGGUGAGGUCCACCUGUGCAAAACCAGAGCCGGUGAUUCGCUUCUUCGACUUACUGGAGAAGACAAUGAAUGAGCACGGGCUGAGGAAUAAACCAGCACAGGUAUAUAACUGUGACAAAACCGAGUUUAACAUGGAGAAAAGCAGGAGCCAGAUGGUGGCACAGCGGGAGACAAAACACCCCCGUGUGUCAGUCCUGGCCUGCUUCAAUGCAGCUGGGGAGGACAUACCACCUCUUAUUAUAUUUCCCAAGUCCUUCCCUGGGGGCCAGUACACCACAGGGGGGCCCCCCGAUGCCAUCUAUGGGAAAACUCCAGAGGAGUACGUCGAUAGUAAACUCUUUCUAAGGUGGUUCCAUCACUUCCUCCUUCACGCGCGGCAGGAGCGCCCUCUGGUCCUUAUCUUUGAUGGACACAAGGCCCACCCCUCACCACCAGUCGUCGAGGCGGCUAUAAGGGCGGGUGUCGUACUGCUACAUCUCCCCUCAUAUACCUCCCACGUUCUUCAGCCCCUGGAAGUGGGUUUCUUUGGCUCUUUGAAGGUAGAUUUUGCCACGGUGGCUGACAAUCUCUGCCAUUUAAAACAUUCUUAUAUUGUGAAUCGGACGGAAUUUGCCAAAAUUGUCCACCACCCGUACCAGCAGGCUAAGGCUAAUGGAGUGGUGGUGCGAGGGUUUAAGAAGUGUGGCAUCUUCCCUCUUGAUAGGACAGUCAUCAAAUCCCGCCACCCCACCUGCAGCAGGACCACUGCCACCACCACCAGUGGACCAUCCCCCUCCUCCUCAGUAGGAACCUCUGCAUCCCCUCCACCCAUAGGCUCCUCGCAAACACCAGACUCCCAGCCUUCCCUAAGCCAAGUGUUGGUGGAAGCAGAGUUGAUCUCCCCUAUCACUGCGGAGGAGUAUGAGAAAUUCCUACAGCAGAAGGAACAGCAGUCCGCAGGGGCCAGAGAGGCAGAGAAGCAGAGGGAUCGAGCCAACAACUUCGCCCUACAGACCACUGACCCCGUCGCGACCUCCAGAAGAGGCCGCAGUGCCCGUACCCUUGCCUGUGCCUCCUCCCCCUCUUCCUCCAACCCCUCCGCAGCCACCUCCUCAGCAAAGAAAAGGAAGGCUGCGGUUCUGACACAAGCAUCUCUUGCAGGACAGAAGAGAAACAAGAAGUCAGCCGGAGGUGACAAAAAAACACCCAAGGCAACUGUUCAGAGAAAGCAAUGGAAAGAUGAGGACAUGGUGCAGGCAAUGGAGGAGGUGGCUAGAGGCAUGCCAGUGCGCCAGGCAUGUAAGGUCUUCAAUGUCCCUCGCAACACCUUGAUGGACCGAGUGAGUGGGCGGGUUACCCAUGGGCGCCGUGAAGGCCCAAGCAACAAACUCUCCGUGGAGGAUGAGCAAGCUUUAGUGGAGUAUUGCCAGUACUGUGCAGACCAUGGGUUCCCUCUCACAAGGGCCCAGGUCCUGGCAUAUGCCACCGCGGUGUGGAGGAAGAGGACCAAACGGCCAGAAUCGCCACCAUUAAGUACAACGUGGUGGGCCUUUUUUAAGAAGAGGCACACGGGUGUAUUAAGUAUCACGUGCAGAAAGAAAAGGCCGACCACUGCUGCCGCCACCACCACCGGACCAUACCCCUCCUCCCCAGUGAGAACCUCUGCAACACCUCCACCCAUAGGCUCCUUGCAAACACCAGACUCCCAACCUUCCCUGAGCUAAGUGUUGGUGGAAGCAGAGUUGAUCGCCCCCAUCACUGGGAAGGAGUACGAGAGAUUCCUACAGCAGAGGAAACAGCAGUCUGCAGGGGCCAGAGAGGCAGAGAAGCAGAGGAAGCGAGCCAACAACAUCGCCCUAGAGACCACUGACCCUGUUGCGAUCUCCAGAAGCGGCCGCAGUGCCCGUACCCUUGCCUGUGCCUCCUCCCCCUCUUCCUGCAAGCCCUCCGCAGCCACUUCCUCAGCCAAGAAAAGGAAGGCCCCAGCACCGACACAAGGUCAGAAGAGAAACAGGAAGUCAGCUGGAGGUGACAAAAACACAUCCCAGGCAGAAGACAACGGUCAAAUGUAUUAUUUUAAAGUCUGUGGGAAGUGCGUGGAGUGUCUAUGUGAACAGUGGGACCACCAGGACGACGACAGCGAUGAGGGGUUUCAGUGUGUGCGAUGCCGGGGCAUAUGUGCUGAAAGUGAUUAUCGUUCAGUUAUCAUAUUAUAAGGCUUUGGUUGGCCACAGACAGCUAAGCUAACAAAUCACUUCUCGGUUUGUCUUUAAGAGUUUUAUGAUUUUCUUUUUUCUAGUCCUAUGACUUGUGUGUUGUGGGCUGUGUCAGAACAUGUUGUGUUUAUUUGCUGCUGCUGUUGAGGCAUAAGCUAUGAUCAGUAAAGAAGUGCUCCACAAAAACCUGGACCGUGAGUGGUGACAUCUACUGUAUAUACUCAAUUGGGUUUUAUAUCCUCUGAUAAUGGUGGUUGGUUGUUGUUUUAUUUAACUUUAUGAAUAAACAACUUGAGUAGGUACCUAGUAGGUAGGUACCUAGUCAUGUUUUGCAGAUUUAAGUUGUGUACCAUUAUAUUUACAUUUAAAGUUAACUAACUGUAUUUUAGUUUCACUAUGUGUUAUUUACUAGGUGAAUUAUAAUAUAAUAUAAUAUAAUGUAAUAUAAUGGAAGAGCUGGCUUCAUUCGCCUAACACAUUCAUUUGUGCUGUAGGAGGUACAGCACAUGGAAAAUGUGAUGAGAAAUUCAAUCAAAAGCCUGUAAUGAAAAUAAACAAAUA
This is a messenger RNA of Sardina pilchardus (European sardine), 3297 nucleotides long. RefSeq lists its product as uncharacterized. Gene Ontology annotation, cellular component: nucleus. NCBI's taxonomy places the organism in Eukaryota, Metazoa, Chordata, Actinopteri, Clupeiformes, Clupeidae. Gene Ontology annotation, molecular function: DNA binding. The coding region runs from base 151 to 2244 and encodes 697 amino acids. The transcript is spliced from 5 exons. The record is from RefSeq and is a predicted model, not a curated record.